UAAUUUCUUCGAUAUCUUAAAAUGAACUAACUUAGAAUAUGAAUUAAGAUUUUAUAAUACGUAUUUGUUUUAGAUUUAGUAAGAAAAUGGUUUUCAUUACUGAUUUAAGUGAAUAUGUUCUUCUAGAAAUAUUUAAGUACUGCAAUGACAGUGAUUUAGAAAAUUUAUAUCUAACAUGCACUUUAUUUCGGAAUGUUAUUGAAGAUAGAGUUUACAAAAUUCGAGCAAGGAAUCUAUUACUAACUGGAUAUGGUGAUGGUGUUCGUAAUAUUCAGAAUUUAAUAAGAACUUACCAAAAUCUUUCUUUCAAAGAUCGUAUUAUGAUUUCUUCCAACUGGAUCAAUGGUCGAUAUAAGGAGUACACAUACUUUCACCACAGAAAGUUUUUUGCAUCAAAAAUAUUUUUAGAAUUUUCAAAUUUUUAUAUGUCCCAUGGUGAAUUUAUUCGUAUUUACAAGCGUUUGAAACACGAACCACUUCAGCGCAGGUAUGCUAUCGAAAUUAGUUCGAAGGUAUCAAAAUCAGACAUAGCAGCUUUUGUAAAAAAGGGUGAUAGUUUAUUUGUAAUUCAAACUUGUGGCAAUUGUUUUCUAUAUGAAUCUGGGGAAAUUUUAGCAGAACAACGUUUACAUGAUGUAACAGAAUAUUUGACAUGCCUUGAUUAUGAUGGAAAGCAACAUUUUAUAACAAGUUCCGAGAAAACAACAAAAUUGUGGGAGAAGGAUGUAGAAUUAGGUUUGGUAAGCUUUGAGCUUAUAAGGAAUAUUGAUAACUAUUUUAAAUGUUUAAAAUUCUCUGAUGACGGAGCGAAAAUCUACGGCGGUUUGUACACAGAUUAUGGACGCAAAGCUCUUCGUGAGAUUGAUGUGGAAACAGGAUUGAUAUAUUCUUUAAAUUCCAAAUCGCUUUCUAUUUAUGAUUUAAAAAUAAAAGAUGAAUACACAUUACUUUCUGCACAUUUUGAUACAACUUUUCGAUUGUUUGACAGAAGGACGAACAAGGAUGAACAUAUUUGGAUAGACCCUUAUGAUUCAUCCAUUUAUUGCCUUGAAUAUGACGGAUUGUACGGUGUACUUUGCGGAAUGAAAUAUCAUAGCCGAGUUAACUUAUAUGACAUUCGAAUGCCAAAAACUUUUGUACAAAUGUAUUUUGCUUUAACAAAAAGGAGUUGUGGUUCACCAGUUUAUAGCAUAACAUGCGAUUCACAAUAUCUAUUUAUUUCCAGAGAUAAUGAUUUAAGAGUAUUUGAUUUUAGUGCUAGCUGGGCGCCUUCUAAAGAUUAUACAAUUUGUUUUAAUUAAUAAAAAAUGUUACUCAAUCAUAAAAAAAUGUACAUAAAUACAUAAUAUAUGUAUGUAUAUUGAAUGUAGAAUAAUUUUUUUGUUUUGUGGAAAAGAAAAGACAAAAGUAAUAUGUUUUAGAUUGAUUAAUAAUAUGUAUCAGCAUAUAUACUUUGUAUUAUUAAAAAAUUUUAAUUUAUUAGUUUAGUAUCUAUAAAUUGUAUAUUGCUAAUUUAAUCCGCCUAUGAUGUACGUAGGUAAAAAUAAAAAAAGUACAUAUUUAUUAUCAAAUUAAAAAUGCAUAAAAAAUAAUUUCAUCCCUAAUUUUAAAAGUUAGCAUUUUAUAAAAAAAGAUAGUUUAUAUAAAAAUAGAUUUUAAAAUUUUCAGAAAAAAAAUGUUUGGAUCAAAUGCGUUAUGUAAUAAAUAAAAAUUGUAAAUACAACCUUAAUUUAAUAUUUUAUGUUUAAGAAGAUAAAUUUAGCUAAACUCAGCCCUUAUUAGUGAAUUUUUUUUGAUUUACUGAAAAGAACUUGAAUGAUGAACAUUCUAAGUAAUACUACUUGUUAGUGCAAUAUAAAGAAUAUGUUCCGCUAUUAGUUUAAGUAAAAAAUUUAUUUGUGUGGUUUU
Condylostylus longicornis is the source of this 1908-nucleotide messenger RNA. RefSeq names its product F-box/WD repeat-containing protein 4. Lineage: Eukaryota; Metazoa; Arthropoda; Insecta; Diptera; Dolichopodidae. The record is from RefSeq and is a predicted model, not a curated record. Gene Ontology annotation, molecular function: protein binding. Gene Ontology annotation, cellular component: SCF ubiquitin ligase complex. Gene Ontology annotation, biological process: SCF-dependent proteasomal ubiquitin-dependent protein catabolic process. The transcript has 3 exons. The coding region runs from base 87 to 1301 and encodes 404 amino acids.